Molecule: messenger RNA, 3237 nt
Organism: Bemisia tabaci
Lineage: Eukaryota; Metazoa; Arthropoda; Insecta; Hemiptera; Aleyrodidae
Product: porphobilinogen deaminase
Biological process (GO): heme biosynthetic process
Cellular component (GO): cytoplasm
Molecular function (GO): hydroxymethylbilane synthase activity
Source: RefSeq, a predicted model, not a curated record
CUCCAAGCGUUCCACAUUAUCACAUCUCAAGCAGUGAAAGUACCGAGCGAUGGAAUUGUGUCACGUCAUUUGCAGGAAGAAUAAAAGCGCUCAUUUCAUAGUCAUGUUCUAAGUAUUUUGUGCAUUGCUAUGUCUUGAAGUUAAUGAAGUGUACCUCUUACGUGACGAAGUCUCACACUUCUUUCUCCAAAGUCCACCAGCAUGUCUGAGUCCGAGGUUAUCAAAGUUGGCUCUCGCAAGAGCAAGCUAGCAAUGAUUCAGACAAACUUUGUGAUAAACAGGCUGAAAGAACUGCAUCCUCAUUUGAAUUUUGAAAUAGAGUCUAUGGACACCAUUGGUGAUAAAGAACUGCACAAACCCCUGCCGAAAAUAGGUGAAAAAAGUCUCUUCACCGCUGAAUUAGAGAUUGCACUGAAAGAGAAGAGGGUUGAUUUUGCUGUUCAUUCACUGAAAGAUUUACCCACCCUUUUACCGGAAGGUUUAGUUUUAGGAGCUGUAUGUAGGCGAGAAGAUGCAAGAGAUGUUGUUCUCUUAAAUGGAAAGUAUGAAGGCACAAAGCUGAAGGAACUUCCAGAAGGAAGUGUUAUAGGCACAAGUUCACUCAGGAGGACUGCUCAACUUCGCCGCAACUAUCCUCAAUUCACCGUAGAAAAUAUUCGGGGCAAUCUUGAGACAAGAUUUAGAAAAUUGACCUCGGAAGAAAACAGCUAUGCUGCUAUUAUUUUAGCAUCUGCAGGUGUUAAAAGAAUGGGAUGGCUGGAUCGUAUUGGACAGGUCUUAGAUGGAGAGGAAAUGCUUUUCGCUGUUGGGCAGGGAGCUCUUGGAGUUGAGUGUCGUGAAAAUGACCCAAAAACCUUAUCAUUAUUGGAAUCACUGCAUGAUUUUGAAACUGUCUGCUGUGUCAUCGCUGAAAGAAGUUUUCUACGAAAACUAGAAGGAGGUUGUUCGGCCCCUGUUGGUGUUUACUCAAAAUUCAGUAAUAAUACGAUUCAAUUUGUUGGUGCUGUUUGGAGUUUAAAUGGGAAAAAAGAGCUGAAGCUUGAAGAAAAAUUGAAUUUAAAUGAAGCAUGCCCUGACUCUGAUGAAACUGAGGAACCUAAAUCGAAACUUAUGCAUCUGGAGAAAAAAAAUUUUGUUGGAAUCGCUGCUGGAUCAUUUAGUCUAUCAAAGCUUGCAGCUGUCGAAAAUUUUGGCGAAGAAGUCGCAAACAAUUUAAUCAAGCGAGGUGCCUCAGAAAUUAUGAGUGAAGCUAAAGACGAAAUAAAGCGAUCGAUAGCAGUUGGAAAUUCUGGUGAAAAGGUUGUAAAUAAUUUAAUCAAACAUGGUGCCUCCAUAAAUGUUAUCACUACCAAAGACGAAACAAAAUUGUCGACAACCAGUUUGUAAUGUUUAUUUUGUUAUGAGCUUAUCUAAGUAAUUUCAUUGCCAUAAGCGUAGCUAGAAGGCUGGUGCCCCACGAAAAAUGUGAUUGCUUGUAGCCACUUCAUACCGUCAGUCGUACGUGGAUAGUGAAUGGGUUCUUGGUCCCCCACAAAACAUUUACAAUCAUGCUCAUGAUCAUGGCAUGAUUGAAGUGUGGAAAAUGUUAAAAUGUUUCUCUGUACAUAGAGUUGUUAAUCAGUAUCUUCUUUUGUUAUUAAAUUGUUAUGGAUGAAUUUUUGUUGUCCUUCUAAAUAUUUUUGGAAGAUUGAUCUGCUUUCAUGAUCAUACCAAAUAGACAUAAUAUUGACUGUGGUAGUCAUUAUAGCAGUAGUACGGUUAUUUUUACCUCUCAUCAUUUUUUAACUGCUUUCCUUCGUGGUUGUCAGUAGUUUAGCGAUGUUUUAUAGCUUUCACCGCCAUCUUCAAGCUAAAAAUGUACAUUUGCCCCAUCUUGUGGAUGCACGUCAAAUUAAAAAAACUUAUCACUUUCAGUAAAAUCAAAGGCAAAAAAUUAUUAGAAUACUAAAUCACUGAAAGAUUAGCCCAGGAAAGUUAGAAAAUGAGGAUGGCCCAGUCCCUUUUUCUCACGCUGAUCACAACUGUCAUCUUUGAUCCAGCAGCUGGCAUUUCGUUCUUUGUUUCGGCACUAGGUAGGGAGAGGAUCAAUGAUGCGACUUGACUCUCUAGUUCCGAGUUCAACCUGUAAAUUGUUGUUUUGGUUCUCUUUAUCUCCGGUUCUCUGUGGAGGUUCUUUUUUUUAUGCGCAUCUGCAAGACAGAACAAAAUCGUAUUUUUAGUCUGAAGUUAGCUGUAAAAGCAAUAAUGCAUCGCUAAUCUUACCAACAAUCACCAAAGAAAGCUGUUGAAAACAUGACAAAAGGUAAUAAUAGGCAGAUAUUCAGCCACUUGUUUUUAGUGGCUCUUUUUAAAAGUAUUUUUUGUUGAAGUUUUUCCUCUACUUUUUUCUCGCAUUGGAAGAAAAAAGUUAAUAGCAAAUGUUUGUGACUUUGAUUACAGUAAUCUUUUGUUACUUAUGAAGGUCUACCUACUUAAGAAGUUAAUGUAAUUUGAAAUUUAACAAUGCGGUACUAUCCUCCUGUCGGGCCCAAUUCAAACGGUCAAGCAUUUCUUUCAACUUUUCUUCUGCUUUUAGUGAAUGAAAAGUCAAAUCAUGUGAUACUGACACAAGAACACAGCAGUCGGAUGGAAAGUUAAACCGUAUCCGCUGUCACCCUCAAUUAUUUGUUCAACUUUUCAUCCGACAACCAGAGCCAAUCAGAUGGAAAGUUAUACUAAAAUCUUUUGACCGACACUAGCGGAAACUAUAUCUCAGAGAACUGGAAGCUAACUGAAAUACCUGAUUGUCGAUGUAACGAUAUCGCACAACAGUAAUAGAAUCAAAUUUUUGCAUGGUUUUUUUAACUUUCCAUUCACUUUUUCAACUGCUUUUGUUGGAUGAUAAGUGACCAUGUGAAUUGGGCUUCAUAGCCUGCAUGUUUCUUUUACGUCUUCUUCUAUAGGUCUCCGAGAAGAUCAGAUUAGUCGCUGUCACAUUUCAGGAAUCAGCUUCGGCUACAGGAAGUAGUAUUUUAACUCUAUUUCCUGAAAAUGCAAUUUGGCUGUUUUUUUAAAGGAAUGCAGCUUCUUAAUCCCUAAGUUUUUUGUUGAAAAAAGGUAGCACUGUUUACAAUGAGAGAUCAUUAUAAGUGAAUUCAAGACUAUUUUUCUAUGAAGUAGCUAAGAAUAGCGUAGUACCUGACUGAAGCUCAUUUUUUUACCUCCUGAUUAUUUUAAUAAACUUUGUUCCAUAACUGC